AUGUCACCAGUUCCUCCAAACGAGGAGGACGUGGACCUCCUGGCCAUCGCUGACCCCAUGAUCGCCCUCGACUACCUCCAAGAAAAGGCGACCUAUUUCUAUCAACUCUGUUUGACCAAAUAUACCGCACCCACCGAACCCCUGUCGCACCCAGAUUGGCUGGACCUGACCGAAAGGUUGCAACUAUACGCGGCCUCUGACCUCGUAAUGGGGGCUCUGAAAAACCAAAUCGUCAUUGAUGUAACGUUGCAGACCCUUGCUACGCAAGAAAAAAGUACACGGGCGGGCGAUCCCCACUUUCCACCCAAGCAGGACGGUGUUAGCAGGUUGAUUAGCGGACCAGUGCACAUCUGCGACAGCAAUGGCCGUGUCCUCUAUUUUCACCUACCUAGGCUCCUUACAAAUGAGCAAUUAACUAUCGUCGAAGAGGCAUGCCGCGACCUGGUCAAUGCACCGCACGCCAAGUUGGAGAUUUCCCCCGAGAAAAAGUCUUGGCGGACCGACCCAAAGUUUUUUAAAGAUGGCAACCUUUGCGACUUUACCCCGGGCGUUCUCAGUCUCUCGCCUUGCUGGUUCAUGCAGAACCACCUGCCGCCGAAACACCAGCCUAUGGUCUCCGCCUCAAUCCGCCGUCGGGACGGAAAGGACGGGGCAAUCCCGUUCCUAAAGGCUAUGCGCAAUGCGUUCAGUCUUAUCGGCGCAAUUUUAUAUGUUCUUAACCCGGCCCAAUAUGACCAGGGGGUCGAUGCGUGGAGGAGAAUGCUGGAAACGAAUUGCGAGGCGGCCGCUCCGAAAUAUGCCGAUUUGAUGGCGGGGGUCUUGAAGAUCUGGGCUUCUCCCUUUACUGUCACCCAGGUCAUCUCCAAUCGUCAAACUCCCUUCCACCUUGAUACCUCCGGGGAUCAGAAUUGGUAUGACUGCCUGUUGACCGUUGGGCCGUACAAGGGAGGGAGGUUUGAACUGAAAGGGGUCGGGUGCCGCUUCAGAUAUGAACGCGGCACGGUAUCCUUCCUUCUUAGCCGAUUGUUGGAGCACGGAACGGGGGAGGUUGAUGGAGAACGGGUUUGCCUCGCGAGCUUCAUGCGACCAGAGGUAGUCAAGUACAUCCUGAAGGAGCGGUUUUACAGCACCCGCCCCGAAACCAUCGCCACCUUGGAGGAACGUCUCGGGGUCCCAGCUGAGCAUAGAGUUACAACUACCACCAGAGGAGUCUCUUCUUCUCAGAUAUAA
Coprinopsis cinerea okayama7#130 is the source of this 1230-nucleotide messenger RNA. RefSeq lists its product as hypothetical. Lineage: Eukaryota; Fungi; Basidiomycota; Agaricomycetes; Agaricales; Psathyrellaceae. The transcript is spliced from 3 exons. The coding region runs from base 1 to 1230 and encodes 409 amino acids. The record is from RefSeq and is a predicted model, not a curated record.